AUGGAAAAUGAAAUUGAUGCCGAUGAAUUAGCAGCAAUACUUGCUGAAGAUGAACAAGAACAAGAAGAAUCAAAAUCAAAAUUAUUAUUUUCUGAACAAGCAGAAACAAUGACAUCUGAACAAUUAGUUGAAUUAACAUGUUCACUUAUUGAUAAACCAAUAACAACUAAAAAAAGUUCUACAGACAAAUUUUCUAAUAUUGAUAUGAAUGAUUUAUUUGAAAAUAAAACAUCAAAAAUAAAAAUUUUGUAUUUAUAUAAUACAUACAACCGAGCUUAUAAUAGAUGAGCCGGUGUUCUAGAAUUUGGCCUAGAUUUUGAUCCAGAUAAAAAAAAACCCGAUUUCGAUGUAUGGCAUACGGAUGUUACGUGUUCAACUGAUCUACCAACUAUUGAUAUGCUCUAUGCCAAAAACAUACCAAAACAAGGUGGUGGAGAUACACUAUGGGAAAACAUGGUUGAAGUUUAUAAACAAGGAUUAUUGGAUGGAAUGAAAUAG
Molecule: messenger RNA, 498 nt
Organism: Rotaria sp. Silwood1
Lineage: Eukaryota; Metazoa; Rotifera; Eurotatoria; Philodinida; Philodinidae
Source: the annotation of a GenBank genome assembly